This is a messenger RNA of Mesorhabditis spiculigera, 1374 nucleotides long. NCBI's taxonomy places the organism in Eukaryota, Metazoa, Nematoda, Chromadorea, Rhabditida, Rhabditidae. The record is from the annotation of a GenBank genome assembly.
AUGCUCGUCGUCAUUAUUCACCCUGAGCAAUGGAACGGCGGAUCGGAUCGGUGCACGGUGGCUAUGAUACGCUACUUCGUCAAUGCUGGACACCGCGUCGUAUGGCUAACCACGAUGAUUGACGAAUAUUGGCGGAACCAUCAGUGGGAAGGAGUUGAAGUUCGCGACAUCGGUCUAAAGCUUCAUCCCGGAGACUGGUUCUCACAAAAUGUCGCUCUCGGCUGGUAUCUGUCUUUUUCCGACCUGAACCCGGACCUCGUCGUCAUCGACCACAGUGCCAGUUGCGUCCCUUUACUCAAGUGGCGUUUCCCGAGCGUGAAAAUGCUGUUCUACUGUCACUUCCCGCAACAGCUGGUCACCCCUUCCAGGCUUUUCCUGUAUCGCUGGUAUUCCCGUAUGAUCGGCGUCGCCGAGGAGUACCUCUUCGAGAAGACCGACAUCAUCAUGGUCAACAGCCAUUUUACCGCAAACCAAUUCCGACGCGUCAUGCCGACGAUCCCGGACCACAAGAUUCAGGUCGUCUACCCACCCUGCGACGUCGACGCUAUUGUCAGCCAGGCGGCCACAGCCAUCAGCCGAAAGAACCGAGCCCCAAACGACCGCUACAUCUUCAUGUCGAUGAACAGAUUCUGGCCCGAGAAACGGCUGGAUAUUAUCGUCGAGGCGGCAGGUAUUCUGAAGCGCCGCGGCUACAAAUUCCUUGUCCAACUCGCCGGCUCGGUGAUGCCGCACAUCCCGGAGAGCAAGAUCUACUACGACGAUUUGCGGAAGAUGACCAGCGAACUGAACGUGGAAGACGUCGUCGAGUUCGUCCCAUCCCCGUCCGAGCUACGCAAGUUCGAGCUGUACAGAACCUGCGACUCUGCUCUCUACACGCCUCCCAACGAGCACUUUGGCAUCGUGCCAAUAGAGGCUCUGGAGCAGAGACGGCCAGUGAUCGUCUGCGACAGCGGCGGCCCUGCCGAGACGGUCAUCGAGGAUGUUACUGGCAACAAGAUUGCGAGCCCGAACCCGGAACUUCUCGCCGACGCGAUGGAGAAGCACAUGAAGCGCGUCGAGUGGCCAGCCCUCGACACGGACGAUGGCUAUCGAAUUCAGCGCGCCCGCUUCGACCGCGAAUUCUCCUACCAGGGCUUCUGCGACCAUAUCGAGUCGGCGCUGAAGGAGAUGUUCCCCGGAAAGAUCGAGCUUCAUCUUCCCCCUCUUCUUCCCAUCAACUACGCUACUUUCCCGUUUACGGGUAGCCCAGCGGCGAGUCAGCCGAUCAACCGCCAGGCCAACCCCUCGACGAUCCUCCACUUUCCAACCCUUCCGCCAACUUUAAAUUGUGCCCCACCUACCGUAGCCCAUCCACCCCCAAUCUACCCGUUUCGA